AAAAAAACAACGCACCGAGCUGUAGGUAAAGAAACGAGAGAGCGGACGAUGAAGACACGUUUCUGAGGAGUUUAAGAUUUAAUUUUUUUUUAAAAUGCUGCGAGGUUUAAACGGCGCUGGUUUUAGGGCGAUUUGCUCCAAGAAGCUCCUGAAGGACGUACGGAGGCUGCACAGCUCUUAUGAUGUGGCCAUAGUGGGCGGAGGCAUUGUCGGUUUGGCCACAUCCCGAGAGCUGAUUCUCCGACACCCAAACCUCAGCUUCAUCCUGGUCGAGAAGGAGAAAGAGCUAUCUCUCCAUCAGAGUGGCCAUAACAGUGGAGUGAUCCACAGUGGUAUUUACUACACCCCUGGCUCUCUGAAGGCUCGUCUCUGUGUUCGAGGAGCAACUUUGGCAUAUGAAUACUGCGACAAGAAAGGGCUCCCGUACAAGAAAUGCGGCAAGCUGAUUGUGGCGGUGGAGCAGGAGGAAAUUCCCAGGUUAAAAGCUUUAUAUGAAAGAGGCCUAAAGAACAAUGUCCGAGACAUGAGUAUGGUGGACGCGAAGGGCAUCAGGGAGCGGGAGCCAUUCUGCAGGGGUAUAAUGGCCAUAGACUCCCCGUACACUGGCAUCGUGGACUGGAGGAUGGUGGCACUGCGUUAUGGUCAGGACUUCGAGGAGGCAGGUGGCCGAAUCGUCACGGAGUUUGAGGUGAACGACAUCUCCAUGGCAACGGAGAGUCCAGAGGGAAGUACAGAAGGAAUGAAGUAUCCAAUAGUAAUUAGAGACACAAAGGGAGAGGAGGUGCGUUCCCGCUUCGUGCUCACCUGUGGGGGGUUGUAUUCAGACCGGCUUUCUCAGAUCUCCGGCUGCAGCAGAGAACCUCGAAUCGUCCCAUUCAGAGGAGACUACCUGGUCCUGAAGCCUGAGAAGCACUACCUAGUCAAAGGCAACAUCUACCCAGUUCCUGAUCCUCGCUUCCCGUUCCUGGGAGUCCACUUCACUCCUCGGAUGGAUGGUAACGUGUGGCUGGGUCCUAAUGCGGUUCUGGCUUUUAAACGAGAGGGAUAUAAACUGUUUGACUUCAACGCACGAGACAUGGUGGAUGCACUCUCUUUCAGAGGACUUCAGAAGCUGGUCUUGAGGAACAUCACGUAUGGUAUGGGGGAGAUGUACAGAGGCAUCAACAUUGCAGCACAAGUGAAAAUCCUACAGAAAUACAUCCCAGAGCUGUCUGUCAACGACGUGCUCAGGGGUCCAGCGGGGGUGCGCGCUCAGGCCUUGGAUCGCGCUGGAAACUUGGUGGAUGACUUUGUUUUUGACGGAGGUGUCGGAGACGUUGGCAGCAGAGUACUACAUGUGAGGAAUGCCCCAUCGCCUGCGGCAACCUCCUCACUGUCCAUUGCUGAAAUGGUCGCGGAUGAAGUGGAAAAACGCUUCUCACUGUAAAAAAAAACAUGAUACAUCCAAAAUGAAACUACCUCGGGAUUUCAUUAGGUCAAGGCUUAAAAACUAUAGACAUUUUUGUAUCAUUUUAGUCUAUACUUCAGUUCACCUUAAAGUGCCCAUAUUACGCAAUGUUCUGAUCUGUUCUAAUGUUGUUUCCUCAUCACAAAUAGACCUGGAGUUGUGUUUUGUUUCAUUCAAACAUGUUUAACACACAAACCCUGCAUAUUUAGUUCUUCUCUCAAACUGAAAACACUCUGUUCCACCUUGUGAUGUCAUCAUGUGGUAAUACAGGAAGUGCUCCACUGUGUUUUUAAACUCCACACACCUUCACUAGAAUCAUUUGGAUCAUUUCAGCCCUGGAAUUUCCAGUCUCUACUGAACUAAAGGUAAAAGGAGCUGCCAACUACCACUUCAUGACAUCACAAGGUGGAACAGAGCAUUUGAACUUUGGAGAUGUAGACAGACUAAUAAUAAAGUGUUACUCAAACAUGUGUGAAUGAAACAAAACACAACUCCAUGUCUGUUUUUGAGGAGGGAACAACAUUAGAACAUGGAUUAAAACUACAAGAGUCAGUUUUGUGUAAUAAAGGCCCUUUAAAGUCCAUGUGACAGGUUUUCAUGUUUUUCUAAUUCUGACUUGGUUUGGUGGGAUAGUAAGUGUAGUAAAUAUUUAUCAUAGUUUUACAUCCGUUAAGUGCAAAGAAAGGUUGAGAAGAAGAAAGAAAAAUACAGGAAGUCACCCUGAGUUUGAAAACAGAACCCUCUGCCUCUAUCGUCAGCAUGGACCAUUUAUUAGUAUUGUGCAAUUUAGACAGAAGUUUGGGCCCUUGUUUACAUCACGGUUGCUCAGUAACAGUUAUGACAUUGGUGGUUGCCAGAUUCAUGAAUGCAAUGACAUCAUUGUAUUAUUGCGUUGUACUUUUUAUGGAAGUAUGUAAAAGGUAAAUUCACAAAUAUUGAACCUGAUCAUUUCUAUGGACCCUAAAACCCAAGAUAUUGUGACAAAAACAGUAUUCAUUUUAGCUGCCUGUUUGAAAUACUAUUGUCAUCUGAAGCACAGCAGUUACCUCUACAUAUGUCAUAUCUGCCCGUGUCCAACCAAGAAGGAAAAUUAUACACUUAAAAUCUCGAAUACAAUGAAAAAUAAGUCACGUAACCUGUCAUAUGGACUUAAAGACUUUUACAUUUGUGCCUAUCUUUCUGUAGUUUGUGAAUCAUGGACUUUUACCACUGUGUUUUCACGCCACAUAUUUUAGAGCCAUAUCCCAUGACGGUUUUGUAAGAAAAUUUUUUAUUUUUAUGUUGUUGUUUUGUUUGUUUUUUAAAUCCAUGCCAUAUGAGUUAAGUUAAUCAAAUUGAAUCUUGGACUUUUAAAUCGUUUACAGCAGAAAACAUUAGAUUUGUAGAUCUGUUGUCUGCUCCUGGAAUAAUUCUCAGGAUCAUUAAUUAGUAUCUCAAAUCUUUUAGCAUUUAAAAGAAACUUGCCCUUAAAUUUGAUUGAUUGAAUUAGGGCGGUUACCAUAGCAAUUCAAACUGCUCAAAACAAAAUAAAUUCUAUCUAUUAAAAUGUCUAAAGUCGUCUGAAUGGUCCCGUAACAGAAAACUGAAAACCUUGAACAGGCUUAAAGAGAUUAAAAAGUAAACUUUACUAUGUUGAAAUGGGAAGUGUACUUUCAAAAUCAUGCCUUUAAGUUGGCACAUGAUGCCUUUUACCCAUAGUCUGUUUAUAUAAAUGGACAUAGCUAACAUGCUAGCCACCGCGCUCCAAACAGGAAGUGAUCAUGGAUGCGCUUCCAGUGACUUAAAAUGUUCGUAUUAACCCGAUCUACAUGAUCCCGGGUUUUUUUAUUUCACUAUUAUGUCUGUAACUCAACAUCUGAACAUUAAUAACAGUCAAAUCAGGCACCUUCUUUCCCCAAAGUCACUCCCGCUAGUGUUAGCAACUGGUAAUGCAUUAAACGUUUUCAUUUCCUCAUCACAAACAACUCGAGGUAUGUUUGUGAUGAGGAAACAACAUUAGAUCAAAGUCAGAUGAAAGUACAGAGCUAGUGUUAGCAAGACAGUGUUGCUAAGCUCCAGCUCCCUGCUAAACCAGCGGUGCGUUCGGGAAAGGGUGUUGCCUAUACCUGCUCUAGCCUCAAUGAGCUUCAUUUGGAGCUGAACGCUGUGGUGACAUCACACUCACUUCGUCCACUUCUUUACACAGUCUGUGCUUUUACUGUGUUUUAAAGUUUACUAAGUCAUCAUCUCAAGACUUGUAACUUGAAUUCAGAUAGUACUACUCUUUUGUUGUAGUUUUAGCAGAAAGGCUAACGAGGCUGCGGGUUGGUUGAGAAUGUGGUCAGACAUAAGCUGACGAGGAGCUGA
Molecule: messenger RNA, 3793 nt
Organism: Periophthalmus magnuspinnatus
Lineage: Eukaryota; Metazoa; Chordata; Actinopteri; Gobiiformes; Gobiidae
Gene: l2hgdh
Product: L-2-hydroxyglutarate dehydrogenase
Exons: 10
Coding region: 95-1426 (443 amino acids)
Molecular function (GO): (S)-2-hydroxy-acid oxidase activity; (S)-2-hydroxyglutarate dehydrogenase activity
Source: RefSeq, a predicted model, not a curated record